Molecule: messenger RNA, 966 nt
Organism: Phoenix dactylifera (date palm)
Lineage: Eukaryota; Viridiplantae; Streptophyta; Magnoliopsida; Arecales; Arecaceae
Product: dolichol-phosphate mannose synthase subunit 3-like
Biological process (GO): GPI anchor biosynthetic process
Cellular component (GO): endoplasmic reticulum membrane; dolichol-phosphate-mannose synthase complex
Source: RefSeq, a predicted model, not a curated record
ACCUAACCAGGGUCAUGGCGCGCUCGGUGGCCCAUGGCCACGAUUACUUCCACCCCCUGUUCUCCUGGAGCCUUAACCCUAGGUCUCGAUCUCUUCUGUUCUCCUCUCUUCUAGCCGCCGCCGCCGAUCGCCGCCGGACCGUCAUCGGCCUUCUGCCGUAGCCAUUGUUUCAUCGACGUCAGGGUCUUUGUGUGGCUUGAAGCCUCCGAGGUCUCCAUCAACCUCUUUCCCUCUUUUGAUCUCGAGCCAUCCACCAAGUUCCGCGACCGUAGUAGUUUUGAACCAGCUGACUCGUGUGAGAAUGAAGCAUGUUCUAAAGAUAAUGGCAUUGCUGGUGGCUAUCUCUGCAUUUUGGAUAGGCCUGUUGGAAACAUCAGUGGUCCCACGAAGCUAUACUUGGCUGCUUCCAAUCUACUUAAUUGUUUCGCUAGGAUGCUAUGGUCUUCUCAUGGUUGGAAGUGGUUUAAUGCUCUUUCCAACAUGCCCUCAAGAAGCUGUACUACUGCAAAAGGAUAUUGCAGAGGCCAAGGAAUUCUUGAAGAAUAAGGGGAUUGAUGUGGGCUCCAAUUAAAGUUUUUUGAUAAAAGCCUGGCUCUGGUUAAAGUUGAUCGGACGCAUUCCAAAGCUGGCUAGGCCUCUUGUAAUUUUUCAGCUGACAGUUCCUUGACUAUCAGAAUUUAUGAACUCUCACAAGAAUAUAGAAUACAUGAAGCAGUGUCCCCUAGAUGGGCAUUUUUCUCCCCGUCUCUGUCAACUUCUCCGUUGACUAUGUAUACAUUUUGCAAUUAGGUUUCAAUUGUAAAUGAUUUUUCCACAUCUUUAUAAAUAUUUUUUCAUAUUUUGUGUGCAUAAGUAGUUUGAAGAUAAUAGAUCACAUGCAACAAUUUGGAUCAUUGAUGUAGUUCUUCUAUGGUUGAAUUCAAAAACGGUGUAACUUUAUAAGAGUUACACCUGGUGUAACUUGAA